AGCCAUUGACAUUGACCCAACUAUUAUAAUCACAAUGAUUUAUGGUUUUCUUAAAGGUGCCGCUAGAUCUCAAUCUGGAGGUCGAUCAAUUCCCUGUUUGACAUAUACAAACCUCCGAGCGAAUCAUGCUUGGCCCUGAACAAAUCAUGGAAGUGAAAAGCAGUGCCAGACCACUCGACAAACCGAAGAGCUUGAGCCCCUCAAUAACCCUACUCCUCAUAGGCCUCUUUUCGCUAUCUCUCAUUCUCAUCCUAUUUCAUGGCUUUUCUUCACUCUCCAUCUCUUCUGCUUCACGGGAUGUCCAGAAAUGGAGAAGUGAACUUGGUGCCAACAACAAUGAUGCUCGUGAUGAUCUUAACUCGAAGCUGCGAGACUCGGUUACUUUCCUUCCUCUCAAAGACCUGAGGUUCACUAAAACUGCAAUGGAGGGCAACACUUGGUUUAUGAGCUCUUUCGACGACACAUACGAGGAAAAUGAAUCCCAAUACCUCUAUUUCCCUUCACAAGCGUCAAAGGGAAGACUUCUAUGCAUCAAAGGUCAUGACCAAAAAGAUGGCACCAAGAACUCAUAUGCCUUGGCAUGGCCUCAAAGUCUACCAAACUCCACCACAGUCUUGAAGGGCCUCACCUUUGUGUCUGACACAUACUAUGAUUAUGUAAACUUGUGGCAUGGACUCUCUGCAAUGGUCCCUUUUGUGGGUUGGUCCAUGAAGAACAGGUGUUUGAAGCCAACGAGAUGGGUGUUGUUCCAUUGGGGAGAGCUGAGAGACAAAAUGGGGUUGUGGCUUCAGAACCUAAUGGAAGCAAACUUAGGGAAAGUGCUGAUUGAAGAAAUGGGAAAAGGAGAAGGGCCUUAUUGUUUUGAGAAGGCUGUUGUGAUGAGACAUAAUGUUGGGAAAAUGGGCAAAGAGAAGAAGCGUCUAGUGUCUGACUUAUUGAGAUGUAAAGCAAGAGUGUUUUGUGGCAUAAAUCCUUCAGGCAGAGGGAAAGAGGUUGGUGUGAGUGGGGAGCCAAUUAUAAGGCUAACUUUGCUAAUGAGGAGAGGUUCAAGAUCAUUCAAGGAUCCAACGGCUGUGAUUACUAUAUUUGCAAGGGAGUGUGCAUUGGUGGAUGGGUGCUUGUUAGAGGUUGUUCAGUCUGAAGACCAAAGUUUCUGUGAUCAGGUUAGGGUAAUGACCGACACAGAUGUUCUUGCAUCCCCACAUGGAGCUCAGCUAACAAACAUGCUAUUCAUGGAUAGAAACAGUAGCAUAAUGGAAUUCUUCCCUAAAGGAUGGUUGGAGCUUGCCGGGGUCGGCCAGUAUGCUCAUCACUGGAUGGCAGAUCAAUCCGGUAUGAAGCACCAAGGUGCAUGGUGGGAUCCUAAUGCUGAAGAGGAAUGUCCUGACCCUAAACAACAACUAGAAUGCUUUAACUUCUACAAAGAUGGCAAGGUCGGUCACAACGAAACCUACUUUGCAGGGUGGGCUAGAACUGUUCUCAACCAAGUUCGGAUAAGUAAGCAGCAAGCCAUGCAGAGUUCACAGAGAUAUUCAAAUGCUUGCCAAUGCUAGCUAUCUAAUCUUCAUUCAUACUUUGUAAUCUAUAGCAACAUAUGAAAAAUAAUGACAUUUCUUUCUCCAUGCAGAAAGAAAAAAACAAAUGAAAUGUGUAAAGGGAAAAGCAAGAGCAAAGAUUUCAUAUCUA
This is a messenger RNA of Rosa rugosa (rugosa rose), 1686 nucleotides long. RefSeq lists its product as uncharacterized. The transcript is spliced from 3 exons. The record is from RefSeq and is a predicted model, not a curated record. Gene Ontology annotation, molecular function: glycosyltransferase activity. The coding region runs from base 126 to 1553 and encodes 475 amino acids. NCBI's taxonomy places the organism in Eukaryota, Viridiplantae, Streptophyta, Magnoliopsida, Rosales, Rosaceae.